Molecule: messenger RNA, 994 nt
Organism: Populus nigra (black poplar)
Lineage: Eukaryota; Viridiplantae; Streptophyta; Magnoliopsida; Malpighiales; Salicaceae
Exons: 4
Coding region: 79-660 (193 amino acids)
Source: RefSeq, a predicted model, not a curated record
CUCUUGAAGUAAGGAUUCAGUUCACCUCCGUCUCUGACUCCCAAUCCACAACAGCAAAAGCUAAGAUUCUUUCUUGACAUGAUGAUCAGUUUUUCGCAACCUGUUUGCAGAGUACCGAGUUCACUAAUCCCUGUUUCCUAUGUGAGUUCUUCUUAUUUCUUGCAAAAUCUUCCAAAAGACCCAUGUAGAGGAGGCAAAGAUUUCGACUUCACAGAAAAAACAAGACUUGGUGGUUGCAAGAGGAAAAGGAGGGUAGUUUGUGGUGCUGGUUUGAUGUUUCCAGUUGAUCCAUGGGCACCUAACAUUGACUCACAGAGCAUUGCCUCACAGCUGUUUGCAUUCUCUUUGUUUCCUUACAUUGGUUUCUUGUACUUCAUUACCAAAUCCAAGACUGCUCCUAAGCUCACUCUCUUUGGUUUCUACUUCUUGCUUGCCUUUGUUGGGGCCACCAUCCCAGCAGGAAUUUAUGCAAAGGUGCAUUAUGGUACUUCCUUGUCUAAUGUGGAUUGGUUGCAUGGAGGAGCUGAGUCACUUCUCACCCUAACCAACUUAUUCAUUGUCUUGGGGCUAAGACAAGCUAUUAGGAAUGAAAAUGCCCCCGAAAAAAGUUCAUCAGAUCCUGUUUCAGAAAUCGAAGAGGAAAAGAAACCUUCUGUCUAGAUGGAUGUUCGAAUGGUCCAUAUUUAUGCAGUCCUUGUUACUUAUGCUCUGCUUCUGGUCAGCCACAAGUACCUGUGCAUUAAGGCUUCAUUCCAGCCGAGUGCUGGAGAUACUGGUUCAUUGUCAAAACUGUUACAAGGAAUCAUAAGUAUUCAGCUUAGCGUUUUGUACAUCGUGUAUUUUUCUUGUAAGGAACCGUCUUGAUCUGUGGUCCAUUUUCUUUUGGAAUCUUCAUCAGUUGGGUGAUUUCCUAUGAAUGACAGAAUGUAUUUGUGAGCUAUCAUGUAAAAUAGACAUAUAAUAGGUUCGCAUGCAAACAAGAGUGGUUUGUACA